GUGUCGAACAAAAAACAUCAAUCAAGAUCCAGAACGAAGAAGAAGAGGAAAAUGGCGCUGCAGUGGUUGAUUCUGUCGUACGUCGUCGCGGCGGAGGCCGCCGUCGCAGUCAUCUUGACCUUGCCGUCUCCGAAUCUCAUCAAGAAGCGCAUAGUUUCUCUUAUCUCUCUCAUCCUUCAGCCUGCUGUCUCCAUCGUCCCCUUCGCUGGAUUCCAGCUCCUGGAUAUUUACUGGAAGAACGAACACAGAUUGAUGUGCACAUCUGAGGUCUGCACUGCUUCGGAGCGGGAUCACUACGAGAAAUCCAUCUACAAGGCUCAAAGGAACGUGGUUCUGUGUGCUAUCGCAAUUCUUCUCUACUGGUGCAUCUACCGCGUCUGCAAGUACUACAAGGACCUCGAGAGCUUGGAGGAAGCGGAGAAGAGAUACAAGGAGGAGUAGUCUCCCUAUUGAAGCUGAUUGUGCCUCCUUCUAUUUAAAGAUACUAUUAUCCAAAAAAACACUUAGACUAUGAAACAAGAACAAUUGCACAAGACGGUUUUGAAGUUGUUUGUUUCUCUAUGCGACAUAAUUUAACGUUUCCAGUUGUUUGGGGUAACCGGCCUCGGUCUCAUGGUCUUGGUUUCGUGAGAUCUAAGUAUCCACGGUCCAUGUAUCCGUGGCCCAGCAAUAUCUGAACCUGAAAAUGUUUUUGAAAUUUCGUUGAUUUUAAAAUGUACUUUAUUAA
Messenger RNA from Tarenaya hassleriana, 727 nucleotides. RefSeq lists its product as uncharacterized. NCBI's taxonomy places the organism in Eukaryota, Viridiplantae, Streptophyta, Magnoliopsida, Brassicales, Cleomaceae. Bases 52 to 441 code for a protein of 129 amino acids. Gene Ontology annotation, cellular component: endoplasmic reticulum; endoplasmic reticulum membrane. The transcript has 4 exons. Gene Ontology annotation, biological process: intracellular protein transport; endoplasmic reticulum to Golgi vesicle-mediated transport. The record is from RefSeq and is a predicted model, not a curated record.